CCGACGCGGUGGUUUCCUCCCGAGAAAGCGGGAUCCUCAGGUUCCAGCCGUGCAAGCCACCGCUCAGUCGCGGAGCCGCUUCACUUCCGGGUACGACGUGCACUCAACCGGGACUUCCUAGGACCCGCCUUCCCCCAGCCACGCCUUGGAGUCGCGGUGCGCAGGCGCUUUUGGCCAAACAUUUUCACGCGUGUGUGAGUGCGCAGGUGCGCGUGACCCAGCGGCCCAGGCUUCACGGCUCUCUGACAGCUGGUGCCAGGGGUAGGGACGUUUCCGCACUCGAGGGCCGGGAACUAAGGACAGGCGCCAUGGCCAGUAGCUGCCGCAUCGAAUGCAUAUUCUUCAGCGAGUUCCACCCCACGCUGGGACCCAAGAUCACCUUUCAGGUCCCUGAGGACUUCAUCUCCAGGGAGCUGUUUGACACAGUCCAGGUGUACAUCAUUACCAAACCAGAGCUGCAGAACAAGCUCAUCACUGUCACAGCCAUGGACAAGAAGCUGAUUGGCUGCCCUGUGUGCAUCGAGCACAAGAAAUACAGCCGCAAUGCCCUACUCUUCAACCUGGGCUUUGUCUGUGAUGCCCAGGCCAAGACUUGUGCCCUUGAGCCCAUUGUCAAGAAGCUGGCCGGCUACCUGACCACACUGGAGCUAGAGAGCAGCUUCGUGUCCACAGAGGAAAGCAAGCAGAAGCUGGUGCCCAUCAUGACCAUCUUGCUGGAGGAGCUAAAUGCCUCAGGCCGGUGCACUCUGCCUAUUGAUGAGUCCAACACCAUCCACUUGAAGGUGAUUGAACAGCGUCCAGACCCUCCUGUGGCCCAGGAGUAUGAUGUGCCUGUCUUUACCAAAGAUAAGGAGGAUUUCUUCAACUCACAGUGGGACCUCACCACACAACAGAUCCUACCCUAUAUUGAUGGUUUCCGCCAUGUCCAGAAGAUCUCAGCUGAGGCAGAUGUGGAGCUCAACCUGGUGCGCAUUGCCAUCCAGAACCUGCUGUACUAUGGUGUUGUGACACUGGUGUCCAUCCUCCAGUACUCCAACGUGUACUGCCCGACACCGAAGGUCCAGGACCUUGUUGAUGACAAGUCUCUGCAGGAGGCAUGUCUAUCCUACGUAACCAAGCAAGGGCAUAAGAGGGCCAGUCUCCGGGAUGUGUUCCAGCUGUACUGCAGCCUGAGCCCUGGCACUACGGUGCGAGACCUCAUUGGCCGCCACCCACAGCAACUGCAGCACAUCGACGAACGGAAGCUGAUCCAGUUUGGGCUUAUGAAAAACCUGAUCCGGCGGCUGCAGAAGUACCCUGUGCGAGUAUCUCGAGAGGAGCGGAGCCACCCUGCUCGGCUCUACACAGGCUGCCACAGCUACGAUGAGAUCUGCUGCAAGACAGGCAUGAGCUACCAGGAGCUGGAUGAGCGGCUAGAAAACGACCCCAAUAUCAUCAUCUGCUGGAAGUGAGGCCAGUGGGAGCUGGAUUGGGCAUACUGCUGUGGCCAGUCUCUCCUGCUAUCCCUGUCUGGUAUCUGGCAGCUAAACCAACAAGCCACGGCCAGACAGCCUUGAGGUUGACCUCAAUUCUGUAAAUAAAUUCAUCUGUUUAUUCAA
This is a messenger RNA of Choloepus didactylus (southern two-toed sloth), 1598 nucleotides long. It is a transcript of the gene NPRL2, whose product is annotated as NPR2 like, GATOR1 complex subunit. Gene Ontology annotation, cellular component: GATOR1 complex; vacuolar membrane. Gene Ontology annotation, molecular function: GTPase activator activity. The coding region runs from base 309 to 1451 and encodes 380 amino acids. Gene Ontology annotation, biological process: cellular response to amino acid starvation; negative regulation of TORC1 signaling; positive regulation of autophagy. The record is from RefSeq and is a predicted model, not a curated record. Lineage: Eukaryota; Metazoa; Chordata; Mammalia; Pilosa; Megalonychidae. The transcript has 11 exons.